Messenger RNA from Musa acuminata subsp. malaccensis (wild Malaysian banana), 1151 nucleotides. RefSeq lists its product as uncharacterized. Gene Ontology annotation, molecular function: polysaccharide binding. Lineage: Eukaryota; Viridiplantae; Streptophyta; Magnoliopsida; Zingiberales; Musaceae. The record is from RefSeq and is a predicted model, not a curated record.
UCCGACCAUGACACACCACUGCAACGCCUCGUCUUCCCUUCUCAUCGUCCACAAUGGACUUCCUCUCCCCGCUCCUCGUCGCCGUCAUCGUUUUCCUUUCGAUCGAUACCCACUCCUUGGCACAGUCCAGUCUCUGCCGUACGUCCUGCGGCGCCAUCCCCAUCCGCUACCCCUUCGGCAUCGACGACGGCUGCGGCAGCCCCUACUACCGCAACAUGCUCAUCUGCGCCAACUCCUCCCGCCUAUUCCUCCGCACACCCUCGGGGACGUACCCCGUCGCCGCCGUCGACUACACCGACCCCCACCUCGUCGUCAACGACCCGUCCAUGUGGAGCUGCCGCUCCUCCGGCACCGACGGCGCCGUGCUCCGGCGCGCGGCCAACCCCUUCAGCCUCGACACCAGCACCCGCUUCUCGCUCUCGUCCAAGAACGACUACCUCUUCUUCAACUGCAGCGGCGAGUCCGUCAUCGUGGAGCCCAAGCCCGCGUUCUGCGAGCGCUUCCCCGACCGCUGCGACUCGGCCUGCGACAGCGCCGCGUACCUGUGCCGCAACCCGCCCGAGUGUCCCGACGCGCUGGCGGACCGGCGGACUAGCUGCUGCUCCUACUACCCCAAGGCGUCGGAGUCGCUGAGGCUCCUCCUGCAGCACUGCUCCACGUACGCGAGCGUGUACUGGAGGACGGUGGGCGCCAACUUCCCGCCGUACGACCAGGUCCCGGAGUACGGCAUUCGGGUGGACUUCGAGAUCCCGGUGACGACGAGGUGCCUUCAGUGCGAGGACGUCAGACGGGGCGGGGGAACCUGCGGGUUCGAGACGCAGUCGAGGAGCUUCCUCUGUCUCUGCGACGAAGGCAACGCCACCACCUACUGCACAGAUGGCACGUACAGAGGGCGUCGAGCAUCAGCUGCAGUCAUUGCAGGGACGGCCACUGUUUCGGUGGCGGGUGCAGUGGGGAUCGGAGCUCUCGUCUGGUAUCUAAGAAAAAUAAGGAAAAAUAGCGUGGUGACUUGUGGGGUCCAAAGCAAUGAGAAUCGUCUAUUUUAGAUUCCUUUUUUUUUUUCUUUUUUUGUCGUGGAGAUCUUCUUUUCCUACAUGUAUUAAACAUAUUUUUCUUGUUUUACGUCAACAUAUCAUGCUUGAUCUGAAGAU